AACCACCAAUAAACUCCCUUUAAAGGCUCUUCUCCUCAUGGAUAAUGCUCCUGGUCAUGACCCUGACCUUGCCAGCAAUUUGGAGUAUCAAUUUGACUUUGUGAAAGUGUUGUUUUUGCCUUCAAACACUAAUUUAUACACCAAUGAGGAAAAGGCAGAAAUAUUAGAAAAGAUACAAGCAGUUGCCAAAGAUGAGGGUAAGAAGAUGGACUCCUCACCUAUGACACUGUUUGGCUACUUCAACGAGCGAGUGAGGGCCAACCUGCACUUGGUAGUGGCCAUGUCCCCCAUAGGUGACACCUUCAGGACCAGGCUCAGGAUGUUCCCCUCCCUCAUUAACUGCUGCACUAUAGACUGGUUUACUGCAUGGCCUGAUGAUGCCUUGGAGAUGGUGGCCACAUCACUGCUGCAGGAAACUAAACUGGAGGCAUCAUUGUUGGCUCACUGUGUCACUGUCUGCAAGUAUUUCCACCACAGCAUUGAUGACCUUGCCCACAGGUUCUAUGAGCAGCUGCGGCGGAGGUACUAUGUGACAUUGUGACACCCACCUCCUACCUGGAGCUCGUGUUCACCUUCAAGCAGCUCCUCCUUAAGAAGCGCUCAGAGAUCCUCACACUACGGGACAGGUAUGUGACAGGUCUGGAGAAACUGAAAGAGGCCAAGCUGUUGAUCACUGAACUGCAAGAAGAGCUAAAGCUGCUGCAGCCCCGCCUAGUGGAGACCUCUGCCAACACGGAGGCACUUAUGAUCAAGAUCGAACAAGACACCAUCCAAGUGGAGAGGAAACAAGAGUUGGUGGCGGCAGACGAGGCGGUGGCCAAUAAGAAGUUUGCCGAUGCACAGGCCAUAAAAGACGACUGUGAAAAGGAGCUCGCCAAGGCAGUACCAGCUCUCAAUGCUGCCACAGACGCCCUCAACACCCUCAAACAAGAUGACAUACGCGUCGUCAAGGCCAUGAAGAACCCGCCCUCAGGAGUCAAGCUGGUGAGUAUAACCUACCAAAUGAUGACAUUGGUUAUGAAGAGUGCUCACCUUAACCUCCACUCUGACUCUACCUAAGUCUCCACUGUUGUUUUACCUAAUCUUCCACUCUGACUCUACUGUCCCCAAACCUUCACUUUGCCUUAAUAUCCUCUAGCUGUUGACCUUAAGUCACUUUGUGCUCCUAACACACCCUGUGAUCCUCACACCCUCCUAAAGAUAUAUGAAAA
Homarus americanus (American lobster) is the source of this 1211-nucleotide messenger RNA. Its product is annotated as dynein axonemal heavy chain 3-like. Gene Ontology annotation, cellular component: dynein complex. Lineage: Eukaryota; Metazoa; Arthropoda; Malacostraca; Decapoda; Nephropidae. The coding region runs from base 38 to 541 and encodes 167 amino acids. The transcript is spliced from 6 exons. Gene Ontology annotation, molecular function: dynein intermediate chain binding; minus-end-directed microtubule motor activity; dynein light intermediate chain binding. The record is from RefSeq and is a predicted model, not a curated record. Gene Ontology annotation, biological process: microtubule-based movement.